CAUCCCGGCCGGUCUGGGCGCAGCGCGAAGGGGGAGGCGGGCGCUGUUCCUGGAAGAGCCCGGCCCGGGGAGUUGGUCACAUUCUUGGCCGGGAUUCAAUGACUGAGGCAGACACCAACAAACAGAGGGGGGGAGGCGGAGGGCGGGAGGCUGAGCCCGCCUGCAUUAGCUCAGCUCUCAGGCACUCUCAGUCACUGCUGGAAAGAGGAGCUGGGAGGAUGUGCGCGCUCUCACCGCGGCUCCCCACGGCACAACGACAGCACCGGCAGAAAUAAGGGAAGGAAGGCGAACCGCGAGGCGAGGAGCCCUCCCAGGCCGAGCAGAGGGAGCUCGAGGGGCAGCGGAGCCGCUCUUUGCCCGUGCGGAGCCCCCGCGCCGCUUUGGCACUGCCGGAGAUCUGGGCCUUUUCUCCUGCGUUGUUCCUUCCACAGAGCGAGCGUGCUGCCUCCUCCUGCUUUUUACUUUCCUCCCCCGCGCCUUCCCUCGGUGGAUAUGGACAGAAGGGGGAUCACUGCAGAGAAGCAGCAGCCGCCAGAACAUAUUUGAGCCCCGGGUGCUCGGAGCGUGGCACAGACUUUUUGUGUUUCUGUGGGUGGUGUGUGUGUGUGUAUGUGUGUGUGUGAGUGAGUGUGUGUGUGUGUUGGAGGUGUGGGAGGAGGGAUUGGUUUGCCUGGGGGUUGGCUGAGGGGGUGAGUGCUCGGAUGAAGACCUCUUUUUGCCGUGAUUCUCUGCUCCAUCGGGGCAGCUUGGAGACUUGGAGGGUUUGAAAUUGUAACGCGAAGCAAGAGGAAAGAAAGAAGAGAGAGACACGCAUACAAAAGGAUUUAUUUCCUCUCCGUUAGUGGAUUGCUGAGUGAGAAGGAGGAAAAACACAAGGAAACUAAAAAAUGGAGACUGUAAGUAGAAGCAGCUUCCAGCCUCAUCCAGGACUGCAGAAGACCUUGGAACAGUUUCAUCUGAGCUCUAUGAGCUCCCUGGGUGGCCCUGCUGCUUUCUCAGCACGAUGGGCACAGGAGAUGUACAAGAAAGACAAUGGCAAAGACCCAGCGGAACCUGUACUGCAUCUGCCCCCGAUCCAGCCUCCUCCGGUCAUGCCUGGUCCCUUCUUCAUGCCCUCGGACAGAUCCACGGAGAGGUGCGAGACCAUCCUGGAAGGGGAAACCAUCUCCUGCUUCGUGGUGGGCGGAGAGAAGCGGCUUUGCUUGCCCCAGAUCCUGAACUCGGUGCUCAGGGACUUCUCCCUGCAGCAGAUUAAUUCGGUGUGUGAUGAGCUACAUAUUUACUGCUCCAGAUGCACUGCUGACCAGCUGGAAAUCCUCAAAGUCAUGGGCAUCCUGCCCUUCUCCGCUCCUUCCUGCGGGCUCAUCACGAAAACUGAUGCUGAGAGGCUUUGUAACGCCUUGCUUUAUGGUGGCACCUAUCCUCCCCACUGCAAGAAGGAAUUCUCUAGCACGAUUGAGCUGGAGCUCACGGAGAAGAGCUUCAAGGUGUAUCAUGAGUGCUUUGGGAAGUGUAAGGGACUCCUGGUGCCAGAGCUUUACAGUAACCCCAGCGCAGCCUGCAUCCAGUGCUUGGACUGCAGGCUCAUGUACCCACCUCACAAAUUUGUGGUGCACUCUCACAAAUCGCUGGAAAACAGGACUUGCCACUGGGGCUUUGACUCUGCAAACUGGAGAUCCUAUAUCCUCCUCAGCCAGGAUUAUACUGGGAAAGAGGAGAAAGCUAGACUGGGCCAGCUCUUAGAUGAAAUGAAAGAAAAAUUUGACUAUAACAACAAAUACAAGAGGAAAGCCCCCCGGGUCUCUUCAGAUCCUCCUGCUUCCAAAAAACCCAAAAUAGAUGACUCUGCUUCCCAAUCUCCAGCUUCUUCUGAGAAGGAAAAACAGUCCAGUUGGUUACGGUCCUUAUCCAGUUCAUCCAAUAAGAGCAUCGGCUGCGUGCACCCCCGGCAGCGCCUCUCCGCCUUCCGGCCCUGGUCCCCCGCGGUGUCAGCCAGCGAGAAGGAGCUCUCCAGCCACCUGCCCGCCCUCAUCCGGGACAGCUUUUACUCCUACAAGAGCUUUGAGAGCGCCGUGGCGCCCAACGUGGCGCUGGCCCCUCCAGCCCAGCAGAAGAUGGUGAGCAACCCCCCCUGUGCCACGGUGGUGUCCCGGGGCAGCGAGGGGCCGGGCGUGGGGCAGCCCAGGAAGAGGAAACACGGCCCCGAGCACUCGGCCGCCCCCGAGGCCGCCGCCAGCGCCGCCAGCACCGCGGCCAGCACAGCCCCUGAGGAGGACAAGGAGUCGGAAGCAGAGAUUGAAGUAGAAACCAGGGAAGAAUUCACCUCCUCCUUAUCCUCGCUCUCCUCCCCAUCCUUCACCUCCUCCAGCUCUGCCAAGGACAUGAGCUCCCCUGGGAUGCAGCCCCCAGCCCCCGUCAACAGCUCCUACGAGGUGGCUGCACACCCUGACCCCCACAGCAGCGGGCUGGAGGCUGAGCUGGAGCACCUCAGGCAGGCCCUGGACAGUGGCCUGGACACCAAAGAAGCCAAAGAGAAGUUCCUGCACGAGGUGGUGAAGAUGAGGGUGAAGCAGGAGGAGAAGCUGAACGCGGCCCUGCAGGCCAAGCGCAGCCUGCACCAGGAGCUGGAGUUCCUCAGAGUGGCCAAGAAGGAGAAGCUGAGGGAAGCGACGGAGGCCAAGCGCAACCUGCGGAAGGAGAUCGAGCGCCUGCGGGCCGAGAACGAGAAGAAGAUGAAGGAGGCGAACGAGUCGCGGAUCCGGCUGAAGCGGGAGCUGGAGCAGGCGCGGCAGAUCCGCGUGUGCGACAAGGGCUGCGAGGCCGGCCGGCUGCGGGCCAAGUACUCAGCACAGAUCGAGGACCUGCAGGUGAAGCUGCAGCACGCCGAGGCCGACCGGGAGCAGCUGCGUGCCGACCUCCUGCACGAGCGGGAGGCCCGGGAGCACCUGGAGAAGGUGGUCAAGGAACUUCAGGAACAGCUGUGGCCCAAAGCCAGCAGCCAGCCCAGCAGUGAGAGCACCUCGAGCCCCAUGGAGAACUGACCCCUCAUCCCCAGCACAGGGAGGGAGAGAGUGGGACUGGGAGUGCACGUGUGAGUAGCGGUGUCCUGGCACACACUUUAGGAAUAUGGAUUCUCAGUAGUUGGAAGGCAAAUGUUGUUACUCUCUAGAACAGAAGCACUGAAUUCCGCCUCUUUUUUUUCCCAAUCCAUAUAGCACAACAUCUUACUGUGCCUAGAAAACACAAAGUGUUUGUAAACAAAAAUACUUUUAAGUCCACAGCAAAUUUUCUACUGGCAAACUCUAAGCAAAGCAGUGUGGUCCAGCUGAACCCAGAGUCCAAGGUGAGCACGGCAGUGGCUUUGUGUUCUCCUGCCUGUUGGAACAUUUUGGAAUUUAAAAACAAACCGACUUUUCUUAUAAGCUAUUUAAAAGAAUUCAUUACACAGACUUGGUAUUAAAAAAAAAAUUAACAAGAUUUUUAUAAUGAACCUUUAAAAACAAAACAAAAAAAAAAAAGACAAAAAAUAAAAAACCUUCGAUGCACAAUUUUUAAUGACUUUAUAGGCUUUGGGAUUCUUUGUGCAGAAGCCCCUCUUGGUGAUGAUGCCAUCCAUGUCAGGAGCAGUUUUCCAGCCAUCUCAGAAGCCAUCGCGGUCCCAUCCCGUCACGUGGGCGUAGGAGAAGUUCCGAGUGCUUUUCCAAGUUGAUUUUUUUCCUUAGAAUGAAUGAUGUCCAUUUCCUGCCCUGGACACAGGAAGAAGGGAAGCUGGAGGAGUGUGCAGGGGAUGAGGGGAGCAGAAGGGCUUGGGUUGAGAGCCCCAGCCCAGCCCCACAGACCCCCCCGUGUUCAGAGACUUCACCCAGGAGCACGUCAGCCUUGGGAAAAGAAAGAGAGAAAGAAGAAAGGAAGGAAAUGGAUGAUCAGUUGGUAGAGGAACAAAGCAGAGACAUCCGUGUGUUGAAGUCAUUCUGAAAUCUUCAGCUUUCAGUUUUCUGGAAAACUCAUCUUGUUGCACCAUCUUACCAUGAAUUCAGUAUUUCCCUGCUUCCAUUCCGAACUGUCAGUCAGGAUUUCUGUGCCCAAGGAGAGUCCAACGUUGCAGUGUCGGAUACUACAGAACAGAAAACCAACAUUUUUGCUGCUGUGAAUAAGCCUACAUCUUUUUUUAAAAAACUUUUUUUGUUUUUAAAAAGAGAAAUUACUUUAAUUUUGGGAUCCAAGCCGUGGCCCCAGGAUACAAUGCAGCAAACCAUCACUGCCUUGGGGGUGGUGCUGAGGUUUUUUAUAUAUAUAUAUUUUUUUUUUUAAAACCUGCACUUUGUCAGAAUCUUACUCUGCAUUUUAUUCCCUGUUUCUAAGAUGUACAUGUCAAGCAUUUGAGAUUCUGCCCUAACAGCUGUGCAAACCAUGAACCCAAUCUGCCACCACUGACACCUCCCAUCAGCGUCCCUGUAAGCAAAGGAGGAUCCAGCAGGUCCAGAGUCCCCAGAGCAGGAAUUCCCCCUGAGCUGCUGGUUCAGAUAGAACCUGGUUUUGUGGCUGUGUAUGACCCAAGCUGGGGAGCAGCAGAGAUGCUCCCAAAAGUGCUUAACAAAUAAAGCUGGUGCUUUACUGAUCAGGAGAAAAUUAAUUUUCACCCAUAAACACUCACCUCUGACACGCUCAAGCAAGUGAAAAUGUGAUCUGGGGCUGCAGAUGUGCCUUCCAGUUCAUUUUUCUUCUCAGCAUCUUCUCUAGGCAAUGCUGACACUUUCUUUACCUUAAAGAAUAAUAAUAAAAUAAAAAAAAAGGAAAAAAAAGAGAACCCCCUAUGCAUCAUCAUACCCAGAGUUAUUCUAAAAGAAGAAACAUAUUUCCAGUAAUCUUUAUUUGCUUUUGGACAUUAAUGCAAACUAUGUAAGCUUCAAAAUUAUUUCCCAGUAGACAGAAAGCGGCUUCCAAUCCUAAAAUUAUGGUAUUUACUUACAGUACAUUAGAGAGAUUUUUUUUUUUUUUUAAACAAGAGCUGUUUGCUUGAAACCAUUAUAGUAACCAUUAUAGUAACUGUGAGCAUUAACAAAGAAGUUCAUAUAUAUGUUUUAGGUACAAAAAAGAAGAAAUAUGAAAGGAGUGGAAUUUCUGGGACAAUGUAAAACUGUUGGGAGCAAGAAACAGUCACACCAAGUCAAUGACCUGAACCUGUCUGUGGAUACAGGGGUUGGCCCUUGUGUGUUUGGGAUACUGGAGACUGGCUCUAGGUGCAGCUCUCCUUCUAAAGUGCAAUGCAAAAGGAAUUUUGAUUAUGCUUGAGCAGGUUUUGUUUUUGUUUUGUUUUUUUUAUGUGGGGUUUUAUUUUCUUUGUAUGUUUUUUUCUGCGAUUAUUAAAUCAUAUGCAUGGAUUAAACUCUGCCAUAUAGUCA
Messenger RNA from Melozone crissalis (California towhee), 5402 nucleotides. It is a transcript of the gene SKI, whose product is annotated as SKI proto-oncogene. Bases 888 to 3041 code for a protein of 717 amino acids. The record is from RefSeq and is a predicted model, not a curated record. The transcript has 8 exons. Gene Ontology annotation, cellular component: nucleus. Gene Ontology annotation, molecular function: RNA polymerase II cis-regulatory region sequence-specific DNA binding; SMAD binding; DNA-binding transcription factor activity, RNA polymerase II-specific. Lineage: Eukaryota; Metazoa; Chordata; Aves; Passeriformes; Passerellidae. Gene Ontology annotation, biological process: negative regulation of BMP signaling pathway.